Messenger RNA from Mauremys reevesii (Reeves's turtle), 757 nucleotides. Its product is annotated as interleukin-8-like. The transcript is spliced from 4 exons. Gene Ontology annotation, cellular component: extracellular region. Gene Ontology annotation, molecular function: chemokine activity; CXCR chemokine receptor binding. The record is from RefSeq and is a predicted model, not a curated record. Gene Ontology annotation, biological process: chemokine-mediated signaling pathway; inflammatory response; antimicrobial humoral immune response mediated by antimicrobial peptide. The coding region runs from base 188 to 451 and encodes 87 amino acids. Lineage: Eukaryota; Metazoa; Chordata; Testudines; Geoemydidae.
UGUCCGAGGAGUGAACCAGUCUCCUAACGGGAGCGACAGCAGCGGGGGCAGAGCUGGGCCGCUGCACCCCAGGGAGAGCCCGCGUGGCUGGGAACUAGCCCGAGCUGCGAGGGAGACUGGGGCACCGGCGGGACCCAUCCCGCUCCCUGCUCCCGCCGUUCCCCCACCCCGGCUUCGCUGUGCCCCCAUGGACGGCGAGCUGCGGUGCCAGUGCCUGCAGACCGAGGCCACGGUGAUCCCCCCCAAGCGCAUCACCCACGUGGAGCUGAUCCCCGAGGGGCACCACUGCGGGGUGCCAGAAGUCAUAGCCACCAUGAAAAAUGGCAAGGAAGUCUGUCUGGAUCCCACCACGCCCUGGGUCAAGCUGAUCGUCACCAAGAUCCUGAACAGUAUUGCACCUGUGGACCAACCUGCCCUGACAGACCCCGUCAUUCCUCUGGACCCAAAAUAAGGAUUUAACUUACCCGUUGCAAGAGGAGAAUUUUGAGGGAUAGCACCUGUGUAUUAGCAAACAUGUUAACCUGGGCUAUGCGCGGAGCCAUGAUGCCAUCUUUUAGACUAUUGGCCUAUUGUGCUAAUUUUGUCUUGCUGCUAGAACCUAUCCAGGGUCUGGGGAACUCUCCCCCCCCACCCCCCCCGCUUCUCUCCGCCCACUGGCACGUAUAUAAUCUAUUGUUUAGCAGUGUCUCACUGAGCCUAAUAAGCAAAGUGACACUCCGCCAGCGCUGUGCGUAAUAAACCCUUGUGCUUGACUCUA